Malus domestica (apple) is the source of this 2610-nucleotide messenger RNA. RefSeq lists its product as uncharacterized. The record is from RefSeq and is a predicted model, not a curated record. NCBI's taxonomy places the organism in Eukaryota, Viridiplantae, Streptophyta, Magnoliopsida, Rosales, Rosaceae.
AUGCAAGGUAGACGUUCGUUGCAAUUUGAGUUGAUUCAUAUAGACCAAGAACUUGAGAGUACUUUAAGAGAACAGCGGAGGCAGCAAGUGUUUCAAGAACCAGCCAUGGGGGAAGUCAAUAAUGGUAGAGAUAAUCCUCCACCAUUGCCACCACCACAACCAAGGCUCAUGCGUGAUUAUACAAAGCCAACGGAGUACAACGCACCGUCAUGCAUUGUUUUGGCUCCAAUUGCGCAGCGAUUUGAGAUUCGUCCACAAAUCUUUCAGUUGCUGCCUAUAUUUCUUGGGAAGGAGGAAGAAAAUCCAUACCAUCAUAUCAAGGCGUUUUUCAAGCUAUGUUCCACAUUCACAUUCACCAAUGUUACUGAAGAGCAAAUUCGACUUCGGUUAUUCCCAUUCUCUUUGAGGGAUAAAGCAAGCAGUUGGUUGGAUUCUCUUCCCGAAGCAUCUAUCGACACAUGGACAGAAUUAUCCAAGAAGUUUUUGUCCAAGUUCUUCCCCGCUCGAAGAACCAAUGCUCUGAUCAAUGAAAUCAUGAGCUUUCGGCAACAAGAAGGUGAACAGUUUCAUGAAAGUUGGGAGCGAUAUAAGGACUUGUUUCUUCAAUGUCCUCAUCAUGGUUUCAACACUUGGCAAAAGGUUCAUUAUUUUUACAAAGGUUUGAACUCUCAAUGUAGGAGUUUGGUUGAUUCAACAGUUGGUGGAACCUUGAUGGACAAAACUCCAGAAGAUGCCAUUCAUGCCUUUGAAACUAUAUGUGAAAAUUCUGAGCAUUGGGAUUUUCCUACAAAAGAUUCGAGAGUUCCAACUGCAUCGUCAACAAAAAGAGGAGGCAUUUAUGAAGUUGAUACAAGGACGGGUUUAGAGGCACAAGUAGCAGCUCUCACGAAGCUUCUCACACCACUAGUAAGCAAGAUAGCCACGCAGCCAUGUAGCUUAUGUGCAAGCAUCGCCCAUGACAUGGAACAUUGUCCAGCAAAUCCUAAUCUAGAAGGCAUGCAUGAGGUCAAAGCAUUUAGUGGGAGGCCCCGAAAUGAUCCGUACUCAAAUAAUUAUAACCCGGGAUGGAGAGAACACCCGAAUUUUUCUUGGAGAGAUUCCCAAAAUAGCAUGGGACCAUCCAAUUCAACAAAGCAAUAUCAGCAGCCUUAUCAAGCUCCUCCAAUUCAACAAGAAGACCCUUCUAUCAAGGACAUGCUAUCUCAACUCUUAAAGAAAACCGAUCGGUAUGAACAGGAAGUUGUAUCGCUUAGACAAAGUCAGACGGUGUUGGAAAAGGCUCAAUCUAAUUUUGAGAUUCAAUUGGGACAAAUAGCUACUACUUUGAACAAAUUGGAGCGAGCACAAGGGCAAUUUCCAAGCCAAACAGAAAUUAAUCCAAGAAAUAAUGAGCAUGUGAUGGCCAUUACAACCUUGAGAAGUGGGAAGAUGAUCGACAACAAAGUAGAGAUGCAUGAGAAAGUUGAAAAGGAGAAGGAGAGGGGAACGGAUAUGAAUGACCAGCAGCAAAAUCAUUAUUUUAAGAGUUCAAAACAGCCACUAUCUGAGCCGAAAAGAACUUUAUUUGAUCCAAUGCUUAAGGAUGUGGUGUAUGAUCCUCCUCUACCAUUCCCUCAGCGUGCAAAGAAGGGAAGAAAAGAUCAGUACUCGGGGCAUAUAUUGGACCAAUUCAAGAAAGUUCAAAUCAACAUUCCAUUGCUUGAAGCCAUCAAAGAAAUUCCAUCAUAUGCAAAAUUCUUGAAAGAACUGUGUACUCACAAGCGAAAGUAUGGAAAAUAUGAAGAGGUGAUGUUAUCAGAAACGGUAAGUGCAGUGCUUCAACGAAAAUUGCCACCAAAACUCAAGGAUCCAGGAAGCUUUACAGUUCCGUGCAUUAUUGGAGAAAGAAAAUUUGAACGAGCCUUACUUGACUUGGGAGCAAGUGUCAAUCUUAUGCCUUAUUCUGCGUACAAACAUCUAAGUUUGGGGGAGUUAAAACAUUGUUCCAUGUCUUUACAACUUGCAGAUCGUUCUGUGAAAUAUCCAAGGGGCAUUAUUGAAGAUGUACUUGUCAAGGUUGAUCAAUUCAUUCUUCCUGCUGACUUCAUUGUUUUGGACAUGGAAGAAGCUGAAAUUCCAGGCAAUGAGUUACCUCUCAUUCUUGGUAGACCUUUCAUGGCUACUGCAGGUACUAAAAUUGAUGUAAAAGCUGGUUUACUAACCAUGACUGUGCAGGACGUUACCGUAAAAUUUCAGAUCUUUGAAGCUUUGAAGAGUCCUUUGGAUCCUCAUGAUUGUUUUCAGAUUGAUGUUGUGGAUCGAAUGAAAGAGAAGUUUUAUGUUGCUCCUGACAAAGCUUUACCUCGGAAAUAUUUUGAAUCAAACCAAAAGGUUUUGUGGAAAAAGUCAAGGUUCACGUUAUUUCCCACUAGGCUUCGAUCUAGAUGGACUGGACCUUAUCUCGUUGUGCAAGCGUAUCCCCAUAGUGUUGUGGAAAUUCAAGAUAUGAAGAGUGGUUUGACAUUUAAGGUGAAUGACCAUCGUUUGAAGCAAUACCUGGACCCUAUCCCACAAAUGAAUGAGGAGGUUUUGUACCUCAAUUGUGGCAGAACUAAGCACCAUAAUUUCUAG